GCUGUCGCUUCGAUGUCGUUUUCCCUGCCAUUAUGGACCACUGGCGAAAUAGUGCCCCGCAUUUUUCCACGGGCAAAACCAACCGUCUCGCAUCCACAUAUGGCAUAAUCUAAGGCGGCGCCCAUAUCGCCAAACGUGUCGUGCCAAGGUUUCCCGGACCCUGGUCUGCGUCCACGAUGUCAACACCACCCACUGUCGCAGUUAUAGGUACCUGCGACACCAAGUUAGAGGUUCUUCUCUUCUUGAAGCGUGCCGUUCAGUCUACUGCUGUCUGCGAUGCUAUCUUAAUUGAUAUCGGGUCCUAUGAUCCAUCUGAUUUGCGGGACAUUGACAUUCCCCGCUCAGAUGUGCUGAGGGAACAUGCAACCACUGUCCAUGAUACGCCAUCCCGCAGAGAAGCCCUGGAGACUAUCACUAUCGCCUUAACGCAGCUCCUGGCACGUCUACACUCAACCCAGAGUAUAGCAGGGGUCAUCGGAGCAGGGGGCUCGGGUAAUACGAGCGUUUGCACAAAAGCGUUCCGAGACGCCCUACCCGUCGGUUUUCCCAAGCUGAUGGUGUCCACCAUGGCGUCGGGGAACGUUUCCCACUAUGUGGGUGAAACAGAUAUCACAAUGAUGUACUCUGUUGUCGACGUCGCCGGCAUAAAUCCAAUACUAGAAGUCAUCCUAGGAAACGCAGCGGGUGCCAUAUCAGGGAUGGCAAAGCGUUCUCUUAAUCGUGCGGAUUUGAAGUCAUCACGCCCGACCAUUGCAGUCAGCAUGUUUGGCUUGACCACUCCAUGUGUGCAGGUAGCUACCCAGAAGCUGGAGGAGCUGGGAUACUCUGUAAUCGCGUUCCAUGCCACAGGUGCUGGGGGCUUAGCAAUGGAGAGACUCAUCCGCGAGGGUUAUUUUGUUGGGGUCCUCGACAUCACCACUACUGAGCUUGCAGACGAGCUAGUAGGUGGCGUACUCACCGCUGGUCCUCAUCGCCUCGAGGCAGCAGCGAAGUGUGGUAUCCCUCAGGUGGUGUCAGUGGGAGCCUUGGAUAUGGUAAACUUCGGACCAGCGGACACUAUUCCGAAACAGUUCCAGGGGCGACUGUUCCACCAUCACAACUCAGCAGUCACUCUGAUGCGCACCUCCCGCGAGGAAUGCUCAAAGCUCGGUCAGAUCAUGGUAGAAAAGUUAAAGGGAGCGCCCACCAAUAAGACACGCGUUAUCUUACCCUUGCGAGGUCUCUCCGGUAUCGGCAAAGACAACGGACCGUUUUGCGAUGCUGAGGCGGAUGGUGCUCUGCUGGAUGCACUGAGGAGUGGUCUGCAGUGCCCAGUGGAAGAGCUUGAUGUGGAUAUCAACGACCCCUCUUUCGCAUUGAUGUUAGCCAAGGCGUUGCAUGAGCUAUUGCAGGCGAACGGACAAUAGGGGAAAUAGCAAUGAAAUUCUCGACUUCUGUAAUACCAGUGUAGCAUAGAUAGGGAAUAGCAGGCAAAACAGUUACAAUGUAGCGAACAAGCGGAUAUCCACGUCCAUUCAAAGUCCCAUGUCCAUGGCCGUUGUACAGCUGCAGUGUAAGUAGCGAUGAUGACAGCAUAUCCGG
Suillus clintonianus is the source of this 1581-nucleotide messenger RNA. RefSeq lists its product as uncharacterized. The transcript has a single exon. The coding region runs from base 177 to 1406 and encodes 409 amino acids. The record is from RefSeq and is a predicted model, not a curated record. Lineage: Eukaryota; Fungi; Basidiomycota; Agaricomycetes; Boletales; Suillaceae.